CGUAACAAAAUUCAACAAACAGCUGUUCAAUUGCUCAGUUGUUUGAAACACUAAUAAAGAUAAACCAAAAUGCCGUUAGAUACUGUGACCUGUGACUGUUGCUCACUUGAAGUUAAGAUGUACUGCAAGAGUUGUAAUCUGAAGUUUUGUGCCGCAUGUGGCGGGAAACACGUGGCGGAAAACAUCACCGGGGGACACAGUAUCGUAGCGUAUUCAGAGAGAUACGCAGAGCCCGUCCUGCCAAACUGCAAAGAUCAUAGCAGUGCCUGUACCUCUCUAUGCGCGGACUGUAAAACUGAAGUCUGCGCAAAGUGUAUAAUAGAAUCACACGAGGACCACCAAUGCACAGAUCUGCUAAAGGAAAGCAUAAAAAGGCGGCAAACAAUUCAAAGAGACACUACAGAGCUAGAAAUAUCGAUCAUCAAAACGCUUCAGAAUCUAUUUGAUGAAAUGUUGAAGAAAAAAGAAAGGUUUCCAGAACAUUGUGAACCGCUGAUAUCAGCAGUGAAAAAUCAAGGAGCAAAACUGCACGGGAUUGUCGACAUAAUCGUAGAAAGAAAACUGGCUGAACUCAAUGAUAUUACGCAGAAAGAAACCAAGGUUUUAGAAAAGAACAUAGAGGAAAUAUCCAGUCUUUUGGGAGAAGCGAUAUCACUCGACGAAAAGCUCCGAAAGAGUUUGCGGGAGAAUUUUGCGACUGGAUUCCUCCGCUUCGAACUAGAUCUUGAAAAAUUUGAUUCACUAGAUCUCAGUGACGCAAAUCUUCCUGAUUUCAUCCCAAAAAGUAUUGAUGAAGAACCAAUUGCCAAUAUGUUUGGAGAUUUAAAGAUAUGCGGAGUUAAAAGUCAUAAGAAAAUUUCAAUAAGGAAAAGUACAGAUUUUCGCAGAGAAACUAGUACAUCUCAUGUCGUCGUGGGAACUAUCAAAAGUGGUUUAGGUCCCGCAUCGCUCGUAGCUCGUGUUAGCAGUGAAGAAGUAUGGGUAGCUCGCAGAUCGACCUUGAGGCGAAUGAAUACGAAAAACGAAAUCUUAGAGGAAGUCAUAUUAUCUGAUGGAAUUGCACUAGACAUAUGCCUCCUAUUAAACAAGUAUGUCGUGCAUAGUAACAACUACAUGAAAAUGAUAAAUGUCUAUAGAAAUGGACAUAUCGACACGUUAAUCAAACUCGCUAAAUGGAGUCCGUUUGGGAUAUGUGCCACCUCCUCAGGCGACCUGUUGGUUUGUCUUAGAACGGAUAUUGGUCAUCAAGGAAAAGUUGUCCGCUUUUCCGGGUCGAAUGUCACGCAAGAAAUACAGUACGCCACUGAAAACAAACCACUUUUUAGUAAGAUGGCUUCCGUUCUCUUUGUAGGUGAAAACAAAAAUUCUGAUAUCUGUGUUUCAGAUCCUGGAGGUAAUGCAGUCGUUGUUGUCAACAAAUCUGGAAAUCUCAGAUUUCGAUACCCUGGUCAGGAGAUGUUCGAAUGCUUUACCCCUUAUGGAAUCGUCACAGACACCAUGUCCCAAAUCCUGGUCGCAGAUCGUGACAACGAUUCUAUCCAUAUUAUUGACUGUGAUGGAGAGUUCCUACGAUUUAUCAAAGGAAGUGGUCUCUAUCAACCGUUUAGUCUAAGCAUUACAAAGAACAAUCUUUUGCUUAUCAUGACAAUGAACACUUGGGAGGGAGUGACCAGUCAAUCGGGGUUUCUUCAUUCUCUAUGAGAACAUUGGUCAUGAUGACCAUGUCAUCACUAGAAAUGAACUUGACCAGGAGAUUAAAGGUUUGAAGACAAUCAUUGCAGAGCUUAAUGACACAAUUGUUAAAGAAAGGACCAGAUCAA
Saccostrea cuccullata (small rock oyster) is the source of this 1820-nucleotide messenger RNA. RefSeq lists its product as uncharacterized. Bases 70 to 1701 code for a protein of 543 amino acids. NCBI's taxonomy places the organism in Eukaryota, Metazoa, Mollusca, Bivalvia, Ostreida, Ostreidae. The transcript has 5 exons. The record is from RefSeq and is a predicted model, not a curated record. Gene Ontology annotation, molecular function: zinc ion binding.